This is a messenger RNA of Solanum tuberosum (potato), 1207 nucleotides long. RefSeq lists its product as uncharacterized. The record is from RefSeq and is a predicted model, not a curated record. Gene Ontology annotation, biological process: tRNA transcription by RNA polymerase III. Gene Ontology annotation, cellular component: RNA polymerase III complex. Bases 176 to 1036 code for a protein of 286 amino acids. NCBI's taxonomy places the organism in Eukaryota, Viridiplantae, Streptophyta, Magnoliopsida, Solanales, Solanaceae. The transcript has 10 exons. Gene Ontology annotation, molecular function: DNA binding.
UUUUAUUUGGGGCCAAACAGGUUCUAAUUAUGGUUAACAAGUUAAACAAUACACUUAUGUAAAGGAGCAAAGAGGCCGCAGAAUUAUGAAAAAGAAAGUUAUUUAAACCCUACUAUUAGCCGUUCUACAAAACCUUUCUCCCAAUUAACCUUUGCAUUGUUAUUGUUUUGUGAUCAUGGAUUCAGAUUCUUUUGCAACGAAAGCACCUAGAAAGGUGAGAUUUGCACCGAAAGGUCCUCCUCGUAGAGCGCAGAAAACUGUUCUGCCCAAACCAGAAAACGUUGAAGCUGAUGGUGAUGCCGCUAAAGCAGAGGAAUUGAUGCAGCGCUUCAAUGAAGCUUCUGCAAAAGUUAAACAUAAAGUAGAAAAGAAAGGACCUACUCAAGUUGCAUUUGGUUAUGGAGGUUCAUCAUCUUCAUUGAAAUCAUAUGGCCAUUAUAACAAGGUUUCUGGAUCAAUGUCCGAUGGUUCUGCAGGUGGUAUCGGUGGGGAGCGAGUGCAGAAGGAAUACACCGAGCCAUGGGAUUACUAUACCAACUAUCCUGUAACGCUUCCCGUGAGGAGGCCCUAUUCAGGAAAUCCAGAACUUCUUGACGAGGAAGAAUUUGGGGAAGCUUCCCGAAGCUUGACUUAUGAUGAGAAUUCCAUAAAACCAGCGAUGGAUCUUGGUCUAAUGGAGGAGAGUCUGGAGGAAAAGAUGUUCUUGGUGCAAUUACCAACCAUGCCAAUGUUGAAGCAAUCUAUUAAAACAGAAGGCAGUGAGAUGGCGAACAGCUCAAAGCCUUCAAAGGCUAAGGCCUGCAGUUUAAAUGAGUUACCUGCAGGAUUCAUGGGUAAAAUGUUAGUGUACAAAAGCGGCGCUGUUAAGCUGAAGCUUGGUGAAACCCUUUUUAAUCUUUCUCCAGGUAUGGAUUGCUCGUUUGCCCAGGAUGUUGUUGCGGUUAAUACAGAAGAGAAGUAUUGCUCUAACAUUGGGGAGCUCACUAAGCGUAUCAUUAUAACACCAGAUGUGGAUUCACUCUUGGAUUCUAUCUGAUUAUGUUGGUGUAGUUGCUAUUUAUUAAGCUUUAGUUAUACAUAUAGCAAUUAACUAUUCUUAUUUGAAGUUAGCACAGCUUUAUACCCCUUGUAGGCACUUAUUUAGCCCUUUUCAAUGAUGAACAAUUAGCAUAAUACAUGAAAUUUGUUUGUUCUUUCAUAAGACUAA